Myotis daubentonii (Daubenton's bat) is the source of this 924-nucleotide messenger RNA. RefSeq names its product olfactory receptor 5D14-like. Gene Ontology annotation, molecular function: G protein-coupled receptor activity; olfactory receptor activity. The record is from RefSeq and is a predicted model, not a curated record. NCBI's taxonomy places the organism in Eukaryota, Metazoa, Chordata, Mammalia, Chiroptera, Vespertilionidae. Gene Ontology annotation, cellular component: membrane. Gene Ontology annotation, biological process: G protein-coupled receptor signaling pathway.
AUGGCUGCAAGAAAUAGGAGUGUGGAGACAAUCUUUGUCCUCUUGGGUUUCACAGAUUACCCAGAGCUUCAGAUCCCCCUCUUCCUCGUGUUUCUGAUCAUGUACAUCAUCACCGUGGUAGGCAACCUCGGAAUGAUAAUAAUCAUCAAGAUUAACCAGUUUCACACCCCCAUGUACUUUUUCCUGAGUCACCUUUCUUUUGUUGAUUUUUGUUACUCUUCCAUCGUUACUCCCAAGCUGCUUGAGAACUUGGUCAUGGCUGAUAAAAGUAUCUUCUAUGCUAGCUGCAUGUUGCAGUACUUCCUAUCCUGCACUGCUGUGGUGACUGAGUCCUUUUUGUUGGCGGCGAUGGCCUAUGACCGCUUUGUGGCCAUCUGCAAUCCUCUACUCUAUUCAGUGGCCAUGUCACUAAGGCUCUGUGCCUUGCUGGUGGCUGGGUCAUAUCUCUGGGGCAUGUGCCCCUUGGUACUCCUUUGCUAUGCUCUCCAACUUAAUUUUUUUGGAUAUAAUGCAAUUUUCUGUGAAUAUACUGCUCUCAUUGCCGUCUCGAGCUCUGAUACACACAUUCCCCACCUGCUGCUCUUUGGUUUUGCUACCUUCAAUGAGGUGAGCACACUACUGAUUAUCCUUGCUUCAUAUGCUUUUAUUUUUGUGACUGUACUGAAUAUCCGUUCUGCCAGCGGGCGUCGCAAAGCGUUCUCCACCUGUGCCUCCCACCUGACGGCCAUCACCAUCUUCCAUGGGACCAUCCUUUCCCUCUACUGUGUGCCCAACUCCAAAAACUCUCGGCAAACGGUCAAAGUGGCCUCUGUCUUUUACACAGUGGUCAACCCCAUGCUGAACCCUCUGAUCUACAGCCUGAGGAAUAAAGACGUGAAGGAUGCCUUCUGGAAAUUCAUAAACACAAAAGUUCCAUCCCACUGA